Messenger RNA from Alternaria alternata, 1224 nucleotides. RefSeq lists its product as hypothetical. The transcript has a single exon. The coding region runs from base 1 to 1224 and encodes 407 amino acids. The record is from RefSeq and is a predicted model, not a curated record. NCBI's taxonomy places the organism in Eukaryota, Fungi, Ascomycota, Dothideomycetes, Pleosporales, Pleosporaceae.
AUGGCGGAGCUUGAACGAUAUCAAGUCGACCGUCGAGCAGCUUUCGCCUUUGGGAUGGCCCAACGCGGACGUGUUCAUCCCUUGAAUGAGGACGAACUAAAGCACUUUCGCAAAGAAAAAGACGGUGUAUUCGGCCCAUCCCCAUGGGAUACACCAAAUCUGUCUACAGAGUUACCAUUCACCUUUGGCUCGCUUCCUAGCCCCGCGUCGGUAGAGAAUGCGAUCAAGAACGAUAUUGGAGGCGAAAAUCACUUUCGUUUUGCACCCUCACGCGGCUCACCAGGCGAAGACGCGACUGCCAUCAUGCACUUGCUUGACAAUAUCCAAACGCCGACAUACUCUGACCCUGGUGCUGUCGUACACAUGCAGUCACCUACCUUCAACCGGGCAUGGCGCUGGAUGCCGGGAUGGGAAAGUGAAGGUAUGCUAGGUCAAUCAGACUUCCUCUUGACGGUCGCUCCUGCAGGUGAGGUUUUCGAGCUGGAAUAUCAUGACCAUCAUUUCUCCACAACGCUCUUGACCGGUUCGAAGGUAUGGCUUACGUUUCCUCCGUUACAGGCAAACCUAGACGUCCUCCGCAAAGCAUAUGGGGAGAUGCAUGCUGCUAACACCUCGCGUGUUGCUCUGGGCAUCCUCGCAGAACUGCAACAUGGUAUUUUCAUCAUCCAGAAGCCAGGUCAAACUCUUCUUUUUCCACCAUUCUGGUCUCACAUGAUAUUCGAUACAGCGACCUCCGUAUCAUCCGGCUUCUUCAUAGCUACAGCCGCGCAAUACGUAUACCGUAUAAGGAACAUGGACCUUUGGCUGUCUCUCAAUCUCUUCUGGGAUUCAGCGGAAGAGCAACAGAAUCAUCUCGAGAACUAUGCUGCAGAACUUGCAACUCACUUCUCAACCAUCAUGACAGGCAACUUCAAGCGCUUCAAAGUCGCUAAUGUACAGAACGCCAUCUGCAGAGAAUGGGUCAAGACUGCACAAAAGAAAGAAACGGACUUUGAGAAUAUGAAAGAAAAGAUUGGUGGGCUGCUGGAGUUAAUUGACGAUGAAGGGGAAAGAGAGAAGAUUGACGAAAUGUUUCGAGUUGUGUGGAUUGAGUUUGUACAGCUGAAGCGUAAGAAGAAACCAGAAUGCCGACUCUGCCAUGUGCGCAUCGAGCACAUGCCUGCAGGAGAAACGCCAGAUGACCGGCUGGCCCGGCACGUCACCGACGUGCAUUGCAAUUUCUGA